This is a messenger RNA of Arachis ipaensis, 583 nucleotides long. The record is from RefSeq and is a predicted model, not a curated record. Lineage: Eukaryota; Viridiplantae; Streptophyta; Magnoliopsida; Fabales; Fabaceae.
ACGCCGUUUUGAGUGGAUGCCCAGAUAGUCAUGAUUCGGCGUCGUUUUGUACGCAGAGUGGAUUCAAAACAAGGCCAACUCCGAGCUCUCUUCUCACCAGAAGAAGAUCUUCAAAGUUGAUGACCACAUCGGCGUUGCCAUCGCCGGACUCACCGCCGACGGCCGCGUUCUCUCGCGCUACAUGCGCAACGAAUGCAUCAACUAUUCCUAUACCUACGAGUCUCCUCUUCCCGUUGGAUGACUCGUCGUUCAACUCGCUGACAAGGCUCAGCUAUUUAGCUAUGAUGGGGGAAUCAGUUCACCUAGUGUGCCUUGUGGUUUGCACCCAGCGGUCAUGGAAACGUCCUUAUGGGGUUGGCCUCUUGGUCGGUGGAAUGGAUGAAUCAAGAGCUCACCUCUAUUAUAACUGUUCAAGUGGAAACUAUUUUGAAUAUCAGGCUUUUCGCUAUCUCUGCUGAGAUAAUCAAGGGGACUAGUUCAGCCACUGCUAAGAAGCUUGCCAACUUUAUGACCUUCGUUCCUACUCUAGGCUUCAAGCCCCCAAGAAAGACUGAUAAAUGACUUUGAUUGGUGUUGAAAUGUA